This is a messenger RNA of Oreochromis niloticus (Nile tilapia), 2619 nucleotides long. RefSeq lists its product as uncharacterized. Bases 132 to 2282 code for a protein of 716 amino acids. Lineage: Eukaryota; Metazoa; Chordata; Actinopteri; Cichliformes; Cichlidae. Gene Ontology annotation, biological process: DNA integration. The transcript is spliced from 2 exons. The record is from RefSeq and is a predicted model, not a curated record. Gene Ontology annotation, molecular function: nucleic acid binding.
GCAGAGCUCUCCUUAGAGAACUUUCCACAGACAUAUGUCAAUGGGAUGAUCCACUCCCAGAAAAGUUGCUCCAAGAGUGGAGCGCAUGGAAAGAGUCCCUGAAACUUCUCGAAGAAGUCAGAAUACCAAGAAUGUACACCUCCAUAUCCUUCAGUGGCGCAGAAAAAAGGGAGCUCUGUAUAUUCUGUGACGCGUCUACAAAAGCUAUCGCUGCAGUAGCCUACGUCAAGCUCACAGAUUCAGAAGGCAAAAGCGAACUGGGAUUCGUGUUUGGCAAAGCGAAACUUGCACCGCAGCAGGAAAUAACAAUCCCCAGGCUCGAGCUAUGUGCAGCUGUUCUUGCUGUCGAGAUUGCUGACAUUAUCACAGAGGAAAUCGAUGUUCCCUUCCAUUCUACAAGAUUUUUCACGGACAGCAGAGUGGUACUCGGAUACAUACAGAGUGAAUCCAGACGAUUCUACGUCUACGUAUGCAAUCGCGUACAGAGGAUUCGAAAAUCGUCCAACCCAGAGCAGUGGAACUAUGUUCCAACAGACCUUAACCCGGCCGACAUAGCUUCAAGAUCAAUCCCAGCUAGUGCGCUCUCAUCAAGCCCAUGGCUCGAAGGACCAGAUUACCUACUGGGAUCAACUCCUGAAGUGACUAAACACACCUUUGAACUAGUCAAUCCUGAAUCAGAUCCUGAGAUCCGUCCAACAGUGACAUCACUUUCAACCAAUGUCGCGGCUUCUUUCCUCGAAACGAGACGAUUUGUGUCUUUCUCUACUUGGGGGUCAUUGUUGAGAGCAAUAGCAAGGCUCAUUCAUAUUGCAAGGUGUUACAGGAACAGCACUCCCCCAAAAAAGUGUCAUGGCUGGCAUACCUGCAAAAGUCUUAGUCCAGAAGAUUACAGUAAGGCAAAGAGCGUUCUUCUGAGUGGUCUUCAACACGAGGUUUACCCUGACAUCUUCACAUGUCUUCGAGCCCAAAAGGACAUUCCGAAACAGAGCCUUCUCAGAAAACUCUCUCCUUUCAAAGACAAUGCAGACUGUCUCAGGGUUGGUGGUCGCCUUUCACAAGCCAGCAUGGAAAGCGACGAAGCACACCCCAUUAUCAUCCCAGGUAACCACCAUUUAACUACCCUACUAAUCCGACACUACCACCAACAGGUGCAGCACCAGGGGCGCCAUUUCACAGAGGGAGCCAUGAGAUCGGCUGGCUUCUGGAUUGUUGGUGGGAAACGGAGCAUCAGCUCAGUCAUCCACCACUGUGUAAUUUGCCGCAAGCUCAGGUGGAACACAGAAAAGCAAAAAAUGUCAGACUUACCCUCUGAUCGUGUGACAGUCUGCCCCCCGUUUACUUACGUCGGAGUUGACGUCUUUGGACCGUGGACAGUAAGCUCUCGGAGAACAAGAGGAGGCCUUGCCAGCAGCAAACGCUGGGCCGUCAUCUUCACCUGCUUGGGCAUCAGGGCCAUUCAUGUUGAGGUCAUCGAGACGAUGGAGUCGUCUAGUUUUAUCAAUGCUCUGAGACGAUUCAUCUCUAUCAGAGGACCAGUAAAGCAGUUGAGGUCCGACUGUGGGACCAACUUUCUGGGAGCGUGCAAGGAGCUCGGCAUAACUUCAAAACACUGCGACAACCAGGAAAUUCAAGACUUUUUAUCCAAGAAUGAAUGCACAUGGAUCUUCAACCCUCCUCAUAGUUCUCAUAUGGGAGGAAGUUGGGAGCGCAUGAUUGGCAUCGUGAAGCGCAUACUGGACUCUAUGCUAACUGUCAACCCAGUUCGCCCGUUGACCCAUGAAGUUCUCGUUACCCUUCUAGCAGAGGUAACCGCUAUCGUAAACUCUCGACCGCUACUACCAGUCUCAUCAGAUCCAGAUUGCCCCUUUCUUCUUACACCUGCUACCCUCCUUACGCAGAAAACUGGAUUACCACCUACGCCACCCGGGCACUUUGACAAUAAAGAUUUGUUCGGACGUCAAUGGAGACAAGUGCAGCAUCUUUCAAAUGUCUUCUGGCACCGUUGGAAAACACAGUAUCUGCCGACACUCCAAGAGCGAAGGAAAUGGCAAUCUGUGAGUCAAAAUCUUCAAAAGGGAGAUCUUGUUCUUCUAAAGGACAGUGGAGCUAAAAGAAACCACUGGCCCAUGGGGGUGGUUGUUGAGACCUUUCCUAGCCAAGACGGACAUGUCAGAAAGAUUGAGGUAAAGGUCGCUUCUGGAGGUACAUCUAAAACCUUCUUACGACCAGUGACAGAGACUGUACUCCUGCUGCGAAAUACUAAUAGAGACACUGAUCCUUAAAGAUGGUGAUGACAUCCAAUUGAUGUCAGACGGGGAGUGUGCUGGUGUAGUUCUUCUUCCCACCAGCAGGAGUCACUACAGUUCUUUCAUGCCAAGUUUUGUUUGUUAUUAGCUGUAGAGUUAGUAUGCAGCACACUUUGAGAAAAGACUGACUCAGCAUGUUGUUCUGAUAAACAUCUGCAUCCAUCCUCUUCGUUGUUUUACAGAAAGCAUCGCUUUUUCACUCUGUUGAUAAUUGAAGGCAGCGUCAAUAAAAGGGACGAUACACCUGUCAGUUGUCGAGGAGUUUAUCUAUCUGCAUAACUGUGUCCAGUGUAGCAGUGAGGGCAGAAUAGCU